UAAAAAUGAAUUAUCAUCAAUAAUAAGUUAUAAUUAUUGAAUGUUACUUUUCAGAUUAAUAUCAACAAGCAAAGAGAAGGAAGGAAAAUCUGUCACUUCAAUACAAUUUAGUCUUUGUAGUCAAAACAGUAGAGAAAAUAUUGGUAACCAUUAUAUAACAUUAAAAGUAAAUAAUAGACAAACAGCAAAAGAUUGCAUUAAACUAUUACUAGAACAAUUAAGUCAAAAUGGAAUUAAUGAAUAUCAGUUAUGGAUUAAAUCAAGAAAAGAUGAUGCUCCUUAUCCAUUAAUUGGUAAGAGAUCAUUUUAAUGUACAGUACAUAGAAAUUAUAAUAUGCUUACCAAAAUUUUACAUACACCCUUAAGAAGAAAUUUGUUUCCAAUCUUUCUU
Centruroides sculpturatus (bark scorpion) is the source of this 391-nucleotide messenger RNA. RefSeq names its product rho GTPase-activating protein 20-like. The record is from RefSeq and is a predicted model, not a curated record. Lineage: Eukaryota; Metazoa; Arthropoda; Arachnida; Scorpiones; Buthidae. Gene Ontology annotation, biological process: signal transduction. The transcript has 3 exons. Bases 41 to 310 code for a protein of 89 amino acids.